Megalops cyprinoides (Indo-Pacific tarpon) is the source of this 4153-nucleotide messenger RNA. Its product is annotated as transcription factor NF-E2 45 kDa subunit-like. Bases 1538 to 2878 code for a protein of 446 amino acids. The record is from RefSeq and is a predicted model, not a curated record. The transcript is spliced from 2 exons. Gene Ontology annotation, biological process: regulation of transcription by RNA polymerase II. Gene Ontology annotation, cellular component: nucleus. Lineage: Eukaryota; Metazoa; Chordata; Actinopteri; Elopiformes; Megalopidae. Gene Ontology annotation, molecular function: DNA-binding transcription factor activity, RNA polymerase II-specific; RNA polymerase II cis-regulatory region sequence-specific DNA binding.
GGCUUUGUGAGGUGAGCUACAAUAAGGCUUCCAACUGUUUUCCCAUACUACAUCACAACAUAUUUCAUGCUUUUUCACUGUCUCCAUAGAGGACAUUUGUUCUCCACAUAAACACAAUUUAAGAAACUGGUAGCAGACAUAGAGCAAUAUUAAGAAUAUUGCUGAAAAAAUGUUACCACUGUUUUACUGUGGUAAGUGUAACUGGCUGUUGUGAAUUAAGAGAGUGGGAAGUAUGGGUGGAGGGGAGGUGUCUGUGGCUAUUGAAUGUCUUGUUUUGCGUUUUCUUGCUACCAUAAUGCCAGAAAAUGCGCACUUAUCUGAGACUGAGCGGAAGGAAAUGAAUAGCUCUCCUACUUGACCUCACAGUAAGGCUCCUUCCCCUCAUUGGCUGGGGGCCUUGCUGUCUGGUGGCAGAUUAUCUUACUAGCCGACGCCACAGGGGCUCUACGGUGCUGUUGAUAGAAACAGUCUCAUCUUGCAGAACAUUAUGUCUUGAAACUAUUUCUGAUCACCCCAGAUUCAAUGCGCAGAGUCAAAUGAUAAAACGCAACACUGAAACCAGCUGCUGUCCAGUAUACAAUAGUAAGACAUAGCUUCAAAAAUCCUAUCUAUCAAUCACAUUUAGAAAAUGGCCGUAAUGGUGUAGCCAGGUAGUCUUUCACUCCACACAAUCCUUGCUGUGGCCAUGUGACUUCUGCCCCUGUCCAUCAUUGACCAGCUCUGGUGCUAUAUUUUUUUUGGUUGGCAAUUUGAUUUCUACCUAUGCCACAGUACAAAUGUAUUAAGCAGCAUCACAGACUGACCCUAACCCCAAAAUCACGUGAACCACAGUGCAAGUAGAGCAUGUCCUAUCUAGUGUACGCAGUCUGCCGUGGAAUGGUAAGAGCGGGGGCGCGUUUUCAAGAGGUCAUGUACAGCGUAGCGGGGACAGUCGCUCUCACCCAGUGUCUCCCCUGCAGGGUGGUCCCCUGCCACAUGGCCAAGCCCUGAAUGUGCGCAGCAGCAAACUUUGCACUCUCUCUGUGGGGGAACUGUGAGGUAAGUACACAACGAAGCCUGAGGCCCAUGACACAAUGCAGCAUGACAGCACAACCUGUCUCCUGAACAUGGUUAACAAAAUUUAUUGGCAGUGUGUCUGACAGCCCGAGACUUGCCAGAUUCCUGGGUGGGCCACUGCUGUUGAGCCCGUGGGCAAGUGCUUAGCCAAAAUUACCUCUGCAAACAUCCAGUUGCAUAAAUAGAAAACUAAAAUUAUGAGUAGCCCUCGAUUAAAGUGUCUGCAAAACACAAGUGAUGUAAAUGGCAAUAAUGAAAUUUUUGAGCAUUUCUCUAAGCUUGUUGUUCUCUGUGCUGGAGAAGUAAACAAAAAAUGACUGAAUCUUUAGCUGUUUGAUUGCUUGACACUCAAGACUGUGUAGGAAGUGACAGCAGCCUAGCUGUCACAGUUAUUGAUGGACAAAGCUGGCCUCCAGUGCACUGCCUCCUUCUCUUUGCCCAGGGAUUGGCUAACCCUGACAGACUCCAUGGGGGGGCGUCAAUGCCUGCACCUGCCUCUGGAGCCCUGCCACAUCAAACCCCACGGGAUGUAGAAAUGGACUUUACAUGGCAAGAGUUGAUGGCCAUCACAGAGCUCCAGGAUUUUGAAAUGCCUGGUGAGAGCCCUUUUGAUUCCACUGUGUGCCACGCCCAUGAUGCAUUUGGAAUAACCCCACCACCCACAGAGCUGCACCCUUUUGGCUGUGGUGCAAAUCCAGAGGUUGUUUUUGAUCAGCCAUAUACUGAGGUAACGGUAGGAGGGAUACAGGCUUGUCAGCGCACAGGCACAGACGUGGAGGACCUGUGUGAGCAUUUGGGUACAGGGAUGGGCUCCAGUUUGCUCAACAACCCACCAGUCCAGCCACCAUUGCUGGGCCCACUUGAACACAUAAGUUUGGGGGACCCUAAAACAGAUGGUAAGGGCAACUCUCAAUGUCAGAAAUGUCCAAUGCUGGGACAAUGCCUGAGGUCAAGUACACAUAAAAAAGCUACUGAUGACCUGGGGUCUGGCUUGAGCCUGUCCACUGGUUCAAGCUCUACCCUGCUGAGUAACGCAGUGACAUUUGAACCUGCCUGUCUGGGGCGAGAGGCUAGUCAGGGCUACAGUGAUGAUGAGCCACUGAAGAUGGACACCAUGGUAGAGCAAAGCAGCAUGAGGGUUAACCAGUACUACCAGCAACCAGGAAAUCUGUAUCCCUACCCAGUACAACCCCAUUCUUACUUUCUGAACCCACAUAGCCCCCCACAGAUACAGCAAGGGCUGCAACUGCACCAGAUCUUCCCCCCAGCCAAAAAUGGAUUCCACCUGGAUAGUACCAUCCUACCCCAGAGUGCGCCCCACACGGAGGCUUUCAUUAAACCGAGGGCAGCACCCACCCCUCAAACAGGGGCAGAACCAAUGGGCCGGGACGAGAGGCAGGCGCUGGCGCUGCACAUCCCCUUCCCGCUUGAGCAGAUCAUCAACCUGCCGGUGGACGACUUUAAUGAACUCCUGGCCCGGCACGCACUCAAUGAACCCCAGCUGGCGCUGGUCCGAGAUAUCCGCCGGCGUGGCAAGAACAAGGUGGCCGCUCAGAACUGCCGCAAGCGCAAGCUGGAGAGCAUCGUCCUCCUGGAGGAUGAGCUAGGCCGGCUGCGAGUGCGGCACGAGCAGCUGGCACGGGAGCACGUUGACUUCCAGAGCAGUCUGGCACUAGCCAGGUGCAGGCUUUCAGAGCUCUGCACCAAGGUGUCCUCCUGGCUGCAGGACCACGACAGGUGCCCCUACUCCAUGGACCAUUUCUCCUUCCAACACACAGGCGAUGGAAGUGUCCACCUAGGGCCAUGUGGUGUUGGUGACUAAAGGGAAUGACAUUUCAGGUGGCAAAAGCCAACCAUUUACAACAGAGAACACAAAUAUCUGAAUGAACACUUUCCACCACUUUUCUGCCAGUCAAACCAGAGAUCCCUGAAAAGUGCCAGAAGCUCCACUAUAGGGUACUACUUUACAACAUCUCCAUUACAAAGCCUGGAUUUCUUUAAAUUACCUAGUUUUCAAUUAAUAUUUGAACUUAGGAUAAAGUUAUUAAAAUUUUCAUUUGACUUGUCAAUUUGAGACACCCUUCACUGUAGUCAUGGCAGUGCUUUUACUAAAAGCAAUUGAAAAAAAGACAUCUGUAACAUGCUCCAAUCAUUGCCACCAUUUGGAAUGAAAUCAAGCAUAACUAGAUUUUAAGAAAAUCCGUUUUCAGGACGUGCUUGCCUGAAGUAUAUGCCUUUUUAAGAAUUCCCUCCAAAAAUUGCCUGACUUAUUGAUAACUCGCAUAAUUACAAUGGGGAAACAAGGUUUCUUGGAACAUGUAAAUAGUUUAUUUUCACCCAUAACUGCCAAUAUUUAAAGUUGCAUUAUUGAAUAGCAAAAAGAAGUAAUUGAUACAGCAGGUUGAAAUCUGAUUAUUUGUGAGCAACAGCAAGCACAGCUUCCGAAGGUUUUCCACUUCCUGGCUCAGAGUUCAAGCCAACAUGGUUUUACACUGUUUAAUUUACCAGCUUUAAUACUGAGUCAAGCACUUCCAGACUGAUGUCUUUGAUGUGUUAAUUUCCUCCUCCCCUGCAACAUGCACUCACCAGACCAGAUAAGAUGGAUCAUAUCAACUUAUCUCCGCAUUUUGUACAGAUUAACAACAACCUAUCACCCAAAACCAAAACCUUUCACAACCUUCAGUUGUGUACCUCCACCAUACAUGACAGAAGAGAAAGGACAUGAUCCAAGUCUUCAAUCUUGAACUACCAGAAGCACAAACCUUCAUGUAUCAUUUCAUUCUUCAAAUCUCCAUCUGUUAUACAGCAAACAAAUGAUGGCACCUGCUUCUUAAGCAUCAAGUAUAAUUGCACUGAGAAAAUAUGCAACCACUCAGGUAACCUUAAUGUGUUCAAAGGUACAGUGAAGAUUAAAGCUUUCCUUUCUGGCAUUUCUCCAUUCAGACAGUUUACUUGGGACUGUGCUUGCAGGCCCCAUGUGUGUUCAUGUGCAAAUGUGAUACAUGCACUCAUUUCUUAAAAAAAUACAUUUUAUUGCAAAAAUACAAAAAUACACCUAUCCAGUAGCUUCAUUGUGAAGUCCUCCAAUGUCUCAGAU